UACGGCGUCCGGAUUUCCUGGAGGGGCUGGGGCGUUUCCUGUCCUAAAUUUUAAAAGGAACAAAGUAAAUAAAAACGUGUUGUUGUCGUUUGUGCGCUCUUAAGAGCCGCUCUGCGCGGCCGCUUUGUUCCACCGGCAGCCCUUGGUCCGCUUGCCUGCCUCCCGCAUGUGAGGGAAGGGCGAGGCCUAACAGUCCCUCGAGGUGAGCGGGCUGCGUCGCCAUGGAAACCCGCGCAGCUUCUGCCCAGAGAUGAGGGCUGGCCUGCCGGUGAGGCAAGGUGAGGCGGCAGGAUGCACAGGGGCAGCAGAUCUCAACGUAGACCUUUUCUUUCCUCCCUUCGCUCGCCCCCUUUUCCCUGGCGAGGACCAAGAGAAUGCCAUUUUCAGGUGCCAAAAUCUCUUGGGCCAAACCAGCGCUUUUUUCCCUAAAAAAUGUUUGGGGUACUCUCAUUUUCCUACUCAUGUUGAAAUACUGCCCCUCAAUGAGGCUAAACUUAGAUUCACAAAAUGUUUAGGGGUACCCCUGCUCCCCAGGGCAAAUUGUCCCACCUUUACUUCUGUCAUUUUCCAAACACCUUCUUUCAGGUGUCAAAAAUUGUUGGCAAUUUUAAUGUUCAGAUUUAGGACUUUUUUAAAAAAAAAUCCCACAGAGGACAGUACCUCAGAAACAAAAGCAGCAGAUCCAGCAUUGCAGCAUUUUGGACAGCUUUGCACGCAGCAUUUUGAGAAAACCAAUGGAAGAAAGUGUGUAACGGAUCUCUAGUCAGCAACUAGCUUUAUCUACAGGGUAAUUCUUUCCAAGGCCUCCCUCCCGUAUUCUUCAAAGUUGAGUUCUGGUGGGUUCUGCUGCCCCAGCCACGGUUCGCUGAAUGUGCCAUGUAUUCCUUGGGGCUGGCAAGAGGUGAAGCAUUCCAUAUUUUUACAGGCAAACUAAUAAAUUGUUCAAAUAGGACGAGUUAGGGGAUAGAUCUGGCCCUUGGACUUCCAGCUGCAAAUCCCUACAAUAGAGGACAGAACUUCAGUGCUUUGAAUAGCACUGCAGACUUCUGCUGCAGCUCAUGUUCUAAAGGUAUAAUCCGAUGCAUGUUUGAGCAAAUCCUACUAUUUGAUGGCACUACUAUUUGAUGGCACUUAACUCCCAGGAGAGAGUGCAGCUUUUAGUCAGUUUGCAGUGGCUGUCACACAUUUCAACACGUUGUUGCACCUGCAUUCACACACACAAAAAUUGCAAUUGGUCUUCAUAUUCUGUAUACGAUAAUACUGUUAGGAGUUUGGGCGGCAGGGGUAGGCUUGUAUGCAAGGGCCCCUUCUAAUUCCUGGAUCCAGCAAGUGAUAAAAGUGGUAAAACAAGGAUUCAAAUUCUUGAAAUAAGACAGGCCAGCUUCCUGGUGAGGUAGUGGCCUGAGUAUGGGUCAUUAAGGUAACAAAUGAAGUUGCUCUGUGCCAGAGUGGAGAAUUGAGUUAUAUUGUGAGCUAAAAGCUGGGAGUAAAGCGGCAGGCUGGGAAGCCAGAAAGACAGAAUGCCUGAUUUCUGCUUGAAUCCAAGGUUGUGGCUAUGGGAGAAGCAAGACCUUUUUGGAGUGUUAAUGGUGUGAACCCCUCCAUCGUGGGCUCAGUUUGUAUAUAUGUGUAACUAAACCAUAUAUCAUAAAGACAUCACAGUCUCCACUGUCCCUCAUUCUGAGGAAAAACAAACCCUGGAAAAACAAACACCUGGAACCCUUGGAAUCUUGCACCACUCAGAGAUUGGGGUGUCGUGCAACAAAUACUGUUGAGUUGAACGCUGCAUUAAAUUAAACACACUUAACAUCCAUUUGAUUUCAGUGGCCUUAGGUGUGCUUCAAUCCACACAGGAUCAGGCUUCAAGUGUCCCUAGGAACAUGUCAAUUCUCUAUUUUCUUGACACCUUGCUUCCUUUUGAUGCAAGUGAUUGUUGACGCAAACUGUUACAUCCAAUAAGGUGCAUGGCAGAAGAGGGACCAGUUCUCAUUUAUCAACCAGCUGUCAGUGUUUCAGAUAAAACAUUUAGCUUUGAAAUCCAAUGCCUUGGCAUGUAAAAGGAUCUCUUGCACUCUGGCCCAGCAGCUCAGCCCCACGGGAAGCUGCUUGCUAGUACUGUGUUCUUUUUCUUAAAAAUUCAGUUCAGCAAUAUUGUGUUUCUAAGCAACAGACAAAUGGUUCAUUCUCUUGCUUUCCCCGAGCAAGGCUUUCAUUUCUGUUAAGGCUCAGCAGGACAAGCAAGAAAAGAAUAACAUCAUCUGGACAGAAGGCUUUUCUAAUGAUACGGAGUCAACGAAAUCCAGAACCUGAAUCUUUUUAAUAACCAUUGCAUGAGAAGAGUUCAUACCUAACUGGACCUUGCAACUGGCACGUGAAGAAAGAAUACACAUGUUAAUGGAGAGAAAACGUUUGAAACAAGAGAUUGAAAAGCUCUUGGGAGAUUAUGUUGGUGUUAGACUUCGAGAAAAUGAAUUUGACCCACAGGGAAAGAGGAAGACUACCUUUCUAGAUGACUUGGCUCACUAUGACCUGGCCAUAAAUGUUGCUUUACCUUGGCUCAAUGAUUCAGAAGCUCAAAUGCCUUGGGGAAAAGAAAAAAGGAAGCUACCAUUUCAUCGACGAUAUAUUUAUCCCAACCGAAUUGAAAGAGAAGCUAUGAUUUUAUCAUCUUAUGCCGGGAUGCUAAUGAACAGCAUUCCUGUUGAAGAUGUCAUUGGGAUUUAUACCACUGGAGCCUGUGCAACACAUUGGCAGAGUUCUGCAAAAGGUCACCGAAUUCAUCCUUGUAAUCUCUCACUGCAUCCUUUUGCCAUGUUGACAGCUCCCCAAGCUGCAGAACAUGCCAGGAAACAGAGUGUCAAGUUCCACAGGACAGAAGCAAACAGAAAUGCCACCAGCAACUCAAGAAAAACAAUGGACACAAUUUAGAAACAACCAGAACUUUUAGUUUAAAGAAAGGAAGAUCAUGAGAAAGUAGGUUUUUCAAAUUAAUCAAAUGAGACCAGACCCCACUAACAACAGAGCUUCUGGUUUCAGGCAGCCUGGUCCUAUCCAUGUUUACUCUUAAGUUCGUGGGCUUUCAGAUAGAAUUGCAGCCUUAAGGUGCUGUUGGAAGUUACAGCUGUGCUGUCCCAGAACCUUACAUUUAACAGGCUUCACUGUUGCUUUAGGAAUUCCUACAGGUGUUUAUCUCCCACCUCUAUUUAGAUAUUUUAGGCACAGAUUUCCAAAGUCCUGUGUAGUUAAUGAUAGAAUUCCUCCAUGGAGAUGCCCCUCCAUCGCUUUCCAUCUCACUUACACUCUGCCUCCUCUUGGAAUUUCACCAUUGUGGCAGAAACCUCUCUCCAGUCGAUAAAAGCAGGGGAAUGUCAUAAAUAAAAACAAUAAUUUAUCCAAUGCAGCCUUUUGAUUGCAGAUGUCCUUCCUAUCCAUGACCCUGAUAAGUUGUCCCAGUGCUUCUAAUCCCAGUCACAGUAGUUUAAUUAGCCUUCUCUGUUCUACUCAUAUUUAAACCUUAGAAGUUUCAUUUCUGUAAACACAGCAUACACAUGUUGCUUUUCCCUAUUGGCUACCAGUUUCAUGUGUUAGAAAAAAGGGAGCUUCAAGCACUAGGAGCCAGGGAGUUUCCAACAUUGCUUUAACAACAGUUGUAGCAGUUUAGUUUUUAGUUUUGUUUUCUUUCCACAACUCCAGUGCUUUUUUCUGGUGGUACUCAAAUGUAUGCCACAAAUAAAAAUAAAUUUGAUUAUCUCA
Molecule: messenger RNA, 3753 nt
Organism: Zootoca vivipara (common lizard)
Lineage: Eukaryota; Metazoa; Chordata; Lepidosauria; Squamata; Lacertidae
Source: RefSeq, a predicted model, not a curated record